AUGAGAGACGGAAGUGACGUCCUUAGAUGCCAAAGUUGUUUAAAAAUGGCAGGUCCUCAGAGUAGAGUCGCUGGUGGGGGGUUUUGGAGCCAACCACAGGCUCAAUACAGUGCAAGUACACAUAAAUUACUGAAAGAUAUGAUGCAAGAGUCAAAGUUAACAAACUUUCAACAGAGGCAUCUUGAAAAAACACUGAGAGGUGGGGGAUCAUUACCUACACAAUGUGCUCCAACAAGUAGUACAAAGAAAAAGCCUGCAUCUGCCCCUAAAAAAGAAUCAAAAGUACUCAAUGCCAGAAACUACAAACCAGUAAUAAGGACAAAACAACAGAUGGAGGAUAUGGGAGCCUUUGAAAAACCAGAUUACACACCAAUGCCAAAUACUAAGGGUAAGGAUAACGAGCGACAGAAAGACAGACUUGCCAACAUUAUGGCCUUUGGAGAGGACAUAGACCCAAAGAAAAAGAAACAAAUGGCCAGACCUACGGGCCCUGUAGAUGAUGAACCUGACAUAGACAGAUUUGAUGAAUUACAACUUGAAAUCGAUGAAAGAAGAAACUUUUUAAGUGAAAUGGAAAAACAUGGACAAGGUGCAAAAUUCCGCCCCUUGAUAGAAACCGAGAUUUCACAGAAAAUUCGGGAGAUGGAGCUGAUAGAUAAGAAGAGAACAGCUGAGUUGGAGAGACUGAUUGAAGCAGACAGAAAACAACAAUCCUCAUCCUGACCACACCCAUCUGACCACACCCAUCUUAUCUUGACACGACAGCUGUUGCCAUCAUAAAUAGAUAGACUGUGUCAUGUGUUGGAACACACAACAGAAACUCAGCACUUGUACAAUAUCUCACACCAUAGAAUCAAAGAUCAUUGUGAUUUGAGUCCAAGUUGAGCAUAUUUAACUACAAGUUUUUUAUGUAUCUGAGCUAUUUAUUUCAGCAGACUACAUUUAUGCACAUACAGACCACGUCUUGAUUUUAUCUAUGCUUUAACAAUUUUUAGAAUGUUCCAGAUAUCAUAAUGGACUAAGGGUACAAGACUUCAACACACUGGUGUGGUACGGUAAUUUUAAUGUUCUUGUACUUUAAAUGUUAUCCAUAUUUAACAUCCAUAUUCAUUACCAUGUCCACAAUGUUUCUAUCUGUUCAUUAAAAUGGACUGUUUUUACUCUUGCUCCUUAUUGGUACUUACAGUAUUAGUAAAUGUACAUGUCCCCAAGCUCUACUGGAUCAAUUGCCAUGCAGUGUUUGUAGAAGCCCAAGUUUAUAAGUAUGCUUGCUACAGUUACUGUCCUAAAUACAACUACCAUAAACUGAUUCAAUGAGAGCACAGUUCUCUUUAAUUAUGUCUUAAUUACUUAUUCAAUAUUUAUCAGUGACAGAAGUUGGUUUUACUUUCCAAGUUUUGUUCUACAGUGUACAUGGUAUCCAUUUUAUGUCUUUUUAUUAACUCAGUCUGAAAAAAAAGAUGUUCUGUAAAACUCAACACAUAUUUAAAGAAUAAAAUUUAUAAUACCGGUAA
Messenger RNA from Magallana angulata, 1514 nucleotides. RefSeq names its product UPF0193 protein EVG1 homolog. The coding region runs from base 1 to 723 and encodes 240 amino acids. Lineage: Eukaryota; Metazoa; Mollusca; Bivalvia; Ostreida; Ostreidae. The transcript is spliced from 7 exons. The record is from RefSeq and is a predicted model, not a curated record.